Messenger RNA from Ostrinia nubilalis (European corn borer), 2861 nucleotides. Its product is annotated as juxtaposed with another zinc finger protein 1-like. The transcript is spliced from 5 exons. Gene Ontology annotation, cellular component: nucleus. The record is from RefSeq and is a predicted model, not a curated record. Lineage: Eukaryota; Metazoa; Arthropoda; Insecta; Lepidoptera; Crambidae. The coding region runs from base 172 to 1194 and encodes 340 amino acids.
UCAUAUGUGUUACCUAAGGAAUAUGUACAUAGUAAAAAUCAUAAAAACAUUUAAAAAAACUAUUUGAAGUAAGUGCUUUCCUAUUAAUUUUUAUUUUAGUUCGCAAGAUAACACAAAAUUGUGCAUUUGGUAUAGACUUGUGAUUGACUAGUAACAUCACCCUGAGACGACAUGGCCGUCUUCAUGAUAAACAUCUGUAAAUUCAAUGGCUGUGGCAUAACAUUCCCAAGACUGGCGGAACUAAUUGAACAUAUAGAAGAUGUACAUAUCGACUAUGACCCAGCAGUAGUGGAGCAGAAGGAAGCUUCCCAGCCAGCAUGUAUCCCCCUGAGCUACGUGCUACGUUUCUUCACCGAGGCGUCGAAGCGCGAGAUCCACACUUUGCCGCCAGUCCCGGAUAUCCGCCGACGGCUGCUCUCAGCUCCAAACACACCAUCUGUACGGAGCAGCACACCUACUGGGAGCGAAGUGGACGAAGAGGAGCUUAUGAGUCCCUCUGAAGACAGCAAUGAUUCUUGGACCACCGUUGAAGAAUACAGCUCGGAGUACAUACUGCGAUAUGGCGUCAAAAUGAAUGCAAGUGCGUCUUCUGGUGCAUUGGGCCCGGCCGCUCAAGAGAAGCCGUUUGCUUGUCCAGUGCCUGGCUGCAAGAAGCGAUACAAAAAUGUUAACGGAAUUAAAUACCAUUCCAAGAACGGUCACAAAAAGGAUGGCAAGGUAAAAAAGGGUUACAAAUGCCAAUGCGGCAAAAGUUACAAAACGGCCCAAGGGCUUAAGAGCCAUUCGAUAACGCAGCACAUCGCCACCAGCGCCAGUAGCGUCGCCAGCGUCAGCGCCAGCCAGCCGCCGCCGGAGCCCGCUCCUCGCCUGGGCACGCGGCUGCCCGGGCUCGUGGUCACGGCCGCGCCCGGCCGCCCGCUCAAUGUCGUCGACAGCAUCGACGGUAACAAACUAGUCCGCAUCUAUGACAGCAUCAAGACCAAAGAUCUACCGUCGUUCACUAUACCAAAGCACAGCCUCACCAGCCUGAACAUCGUCGGCGCUAACCAGGGCUUCCGCCAUUCGGGCAUUCUCACUCCUAACUCCACGCCGGGCUCGAGCCCGGUCGAUAAAAUGAAGGCCGCCUCUCCGAGGGUGACCGUUCAGAACGCUCUGCCUCUCCCGCCCACUUAUGUCAACGAUAUCUCCAAUUAAACUUUCACGCUUCGCCGAGAUUGAGUUUUGACGGCAUGCAUGAAACGAAUUUAUAACUCACUAGAUAAGCUAUGAACGUAAAGUUCCUAUUAAAAAAAGUAAAAAAAAACUCACUCUCAUCUCUAAUAAGGCCGGCCAGACAUUCGGAACUUUCUAUUUUCCAUCCGGAGUUUUCUCAGAUUCCGAAUGGAAAUCUUCUGUACGUGUGUGUCCUUGAUUUUGUACUGAUUGGCUGUGUUUGGAAUCCCGUGUAGAAAAAUUCCUCAUGAAUGUGGUCGGCCUUAAUGAAUGUUUAUUUAAAUGUUCGUUUGGAACGCUCGAUUACAUAGUUUUAUAUUUUGUACUUAUGGUUGCACAAAGUACUCUUUGCACCUCCAUCUACCGAGCAAGAUGUACUUGUAUGCCAAUUUUUGACAUAGUUUAAAAAUGUUAUUUAUUUGAUUAUUUAUUUUGUUUUUGUAUUACGUUACCUUUAAAGUUUAUUGUGAUGAUAAUGAUUUCUAAGAAGAAGAUAAACUCAGAAUGAGACUGAUAGGUAUAGCGCCGGACCUUGAGCUAUGUCGCAACGAAUUGUAUCCAACGAAUACCUUACGUAGGAAUUCUUUUGAAAAUAAAGACAAAAAUCCAUAAAAGAUUUCAUGGUAACAAAUACUCACUAAAUAAUUACUACUAUGGUUCAAUAAUAAAGAUCUGGUUGCUUGUUAUAAACUCGCAUUAUAUUUAAAUUUUAAUCGGGUUAACAGCAAUAGGUGCUGUGAUAUGGGCUAGUCAUUUUCGUUGGAUACAAUGGGCAAGUGAUGUUGCAAUACGACGAGUGUGAGACAAGAAUCUUGACGAUAUAAAUGAUUAUUUCAACGUGUUUUGUUCUGUCAAUCUUGUUCUGAAUGCUUGGUUUUGGUUAGAUAUAAAAUAAUUGUGUACUUUGUACACAAUUCUAAGUUAACAUACGCUUUCUGUCUUCCUUUUUAGUGACUUAAAACUUUCCCAUGAUUUGGUAAAAAUAGCUUCUGAAAUCUUAGAAAAUUUAUUUUGGUAUUCGAAUAUCGACUCACUUACGAAUCUUACGAUCUUUCUUACAGUAAGUGUGUAAAUUUUGUGAUUUCUUAAAAUAUUUCUUUAAAAAUACUUCUAGGUACCAAGUUACCAACUAUUGUGUUGCAAAAUGACGGAACUUAUGACAGAACUUAUAAUUGAUCCCUCCAACCCUCCUUUUGUGCCAUUAUUUUAUACAAGAAAACUAAUGUGUACUUAAUAUUUCACACAUAAAUACUUCAUUCACAAAUUAAAAAAGUGUAAUCUUACGAACAUUUACAAAAAUGUUAGAUUUUAUAAUUAAGAUAUAAAAAAUUGACAAAAAAUAUAGAAUUUGUCCUAAGUGUCGUAUUAUGGAACUAGGUUAAAUUACAUACUCGUAAAUGUGAUAAUAAUAUAAAAAAUUAAAAAAAAAAAAGAUGCUUUUAAGCAAACACUUGUAAACGUAGAAGUAAGCCCAGCCACGCUGGUAUGAAUCUUAUGUAUUAUUUUGAGGCAUUAUUGAUUGAUAGUGUAAAAGUGUAUUUAUUUCAUGACUUUUAAUAACACUAAAAGUCAAAGUGAUCGAGAAUUCUUGUUUAAAAAACCUAAAAGUGUCUGUACGACGUACGUAUCCGCGUUAAAACGUACCUUUG